AUUAUUAAAAAAGAAAAAUGAGAUCCUCCUGAUUCUGUAUGAAAUCUGUGAGGAUCUUUCUUUCCAAACUGUCAAAGAUCUUCUCGUGGAAUUUUCUUCCCUAUAUUUAUCCUUUGUCCCUCCAAUGGCUUCCCAUUUCAAAUUUGACCUUUCACCCUCUCCCUUGUAUUGUAUUGUAUUGUAUUCCAUUGCUUAUCAUCAUCAUCAUCAUCAUCAUCAUCAUCAUCAAUAUCUCGAGCAAAUUCAUCAGAAGAGAAAUGGUUAUGGCAACAGAAGCGAAGUUCCAUGUUCUCGCCGUCGAUGACAGUAUCAUCGAUCGGAAGCUCAUCGAGAGGCUCCUCAGGACCUCCUCUUAUCAAGUGACGGCAGUUGAUUCAGGAAGCAAGGCUCUGGAGCUUCUCGGUUUGAACCGAGAUAAAGAAGGCGAAGAAGAGGAGAUCGGCGAUGAAGCCGAGGAGACUCCGUCCGUGUCCCCUAGCUGUCAGGAGAUGGAAGUGAAUCUCAUCAUCACAGAUUACUUCAUGCCUGGAAUGACCGGCUAUGAUCUGUUAAGGAAGAUCAAGGAAUCGAAAUAUUACAAGAACGUACCAGUUGUGAUAAUGUCCUCGGAGAAUGUCCCAUCGAGAAUUACUCGAUGCUUGGAAGAAGGAGCAGAGGAGUUCUUUCUGAAGCCAGUUCAGUUAUCAGAUGUCAACAAACUUAGGCCCCAUUUGCUGAAAGGAAGAGGUCGGGACCAGAAGGCUGCAAGUUCCAUAGAAUUGGCAGUUUCAUAAUCCUUUGUAUGAGAAAACAUUUGAAUUGUAUAAAAUCAGUUUUAGUCC
This is a messenger RNA of Punica granatum (pomegranate), 821 nucleotides long. The record is from RefSeq and is a predicted model, not a curated record. NCBI's taxonomy places the organism in Eukaryota, Viridiplantae, Streptophyta, Magnoliopsida, Myrtales, Lythraceae.